AACUGGUAAAACCCGAGAUCUUAAUAAACACAUGAAUUUAAAUGGAAACCUUCGUAAGGGGCAAUGUCAACCAGCUUUGCGAUUAAUGCAAAACUCAGUCCCAGCUCCAGCAGGAAAUCCAGCUACUCAAAAUCCGGCAGAAAACCCAACCCCGGCACAAAAUAUACCACCAGCUGAAAAUCCAGUACCGAUUCCCGAAGGCGAUCUCAUAACAUUCGAUGAAAACCCACCGACGCACCAGCCAAGAGAGGCAAGAGAAGCAAGCGCGCCGGCAGUCGACCCCGGGAUAGGAUCUAGUACAAAGCAAAAUAGCGUAAGCUACCAAGAUAGAGGCAAAGCCUCAUUGCUUCGCAGGCCCGAAGGGGCGACCCUAAAGGGUCAUAAAACUAUCUUAAUUCAUAAAAAUGUACCAAAUGGGUUUGAAUUUUAUGAUGGAAAGAGAAAAUGGUAUGGUAUUAAAGAAGAUUUUCAUGCAUUAUCUAAUAAGUACUAUUUUAUUAAAACAGAUUUAAAAGAAACAACCAUAGAAACUUAUAAAAGAAUUAUCAAAGAAUCGGAAGCCAUAGCAGAAAAAACAAAUGGACAAGUCGAUAUGCGAAAAUCAGGAGGUUAUUCAUUAACAAGUUUAAAACUUUUUCGAGAAACAACUUUAGCACCGAACAAAAGUGAAAAAAUCGAUGAGAAAGAAAACGCAUGGUUAAAUUUAGCAACAACUGGUGCUUUAGUAUUUGCAGAGAAAUAUGAAGGAGAAGCUAUUCAAUAUGACGUAAAUUCGAUGUAUAUAUAUGAAAUGUUAAAGAAUGAAGCAUCAUGGCCAAUUGCUACAGCAACAAUAGAAGGAAAUCCUCCGAAGAAAAGCUUGCAAUGCACUAGAUAUUUACGAUAUAAUCCUCAUGGAAUUUAUACACAUUUUGAUUUAGAGUGUGCCAAAAGAAAUGGUUUAAAAGUAUAUUUAUUAGAUGAAUCACCAAAUGCACUUAUAUACCGAAAAAAUACCUGUGUUAGUGGAAGUGAUAUGUUCGGUAAAUGGGGAAAUAUAUUAUACAACAUUAAAAAAGAAGGUGGAACAGCUGGAAAAGUAAGUAAAGCAUUAUUAGUUUCAUUAUGGGGUGUCCUAUGUGAGCAAAGAAAUGGACAAAAUUAUGGUAUACACCCACGAAUAAAACCAUUCUUAUUAGCAUCAGCGCGAAGAAGAAUAUCAGAAAUCGUGAAACCACUAGGAGAUCAAGUAAAACGAAUACAUACAGAUGGGUUUAUUGUAGCUGGAAAAGUAGAACUUAAAACGGGAAUGGAAAUGG
Molecule: messenger RNA, 1298 nt
Organism: Paraglomus brasilianum
Lineage: Eukaryota; Fungi; Glomeromycota; Glomeromycetes; Paraglomerales; Paraglomeraceae
Source: the annotation of a GenBank genome assembly